AUGUUCCGGAGCUUGCUGGUGGCGGCGGCGCAGCGGCCCCAGGCCCCGGGCGGGCCCCCCCGGCCGCCCCCCUCCGCCGGCCCCGCUGCCGAGGCGCUGGAGGCGCAGUUCAGCUGCCCCAUCUGCCUGGAGGUCUUCCACCGCGCCGUCGGUAUCGCGGGCUGCGGACACACGUUUUGCGGGGAGUGCCUGCAGCCCUGCCUGCAAGUGCCGUCCCCGCUCUGCCCGCUCUGCCGCAUGCCCUUCGACCCCAAGAAGGUGGAGAAGGCUUCCAGCGUGGAGAAACAGCUUUCGUCCUACAAGGCUCCCUGCAGAGGCUGCAGCAAGAAGGUGACCCUCGCGAAAAUGCGCUCUCACGUCUCGUCCUGCGCGAAGGUGCAGGAGCAGAUGGCCAACUGCCCCAAGUUCGUUCCAGUUGUCCCCACGUCCCAGCCUAUCCCCAGCAAUAUUCCCAAUCGUUCGACGUUCGUGUGCCCGUACUGCGGGGCCCGGAACCUGGACCAGCAGGAGCUGGUGAAGCACUGUAUGGAGAACCACCGCAAUGACCCCAACAAAGUGGUGUGCCCAGUCUGCUCAGCCAUGCCCUGGGGGGACCCCAGCUACAAAAGCGCCAACUUCCUCCAGCACCUCCUGCACAGGCACAAGUUCUCCUACGACACCUUCGUGGACUAUAACAUCGACGAGGAGGCGGCGUUACAGGCUGCCCUGGCACUGUCGCUCUCCGAGAACUGAGGGUGACUGCAGAGCAUCGGUUCGGAACCCCCUCACCACCCCGUCUCCUUUUGCACACUCGGCCUUCCUGCCGGGGAGGCACGGAGCUCAUCAACCCCCCGGCACCCCCGGAGACCUGCUGCCGCCUCUCUUCCCUCUCCUCUCUGGACAAAUCCCACCUUGUUUAAGAAGGUGAAGUCUCUUUAUCGUCGCGCUGGACUGGUGAGUGAGCAGAGACGUCCGCUGCUGGGAGGAGAGAGGAGUCGGCGCCGAAGGGCUGGGAUCGUUCCUCGGUUAGGCAUUUCAUAUCCGUGUAAGGAGUAUAUACCUUUAUCCAGAUCUAUUUAUUAUUAGAUGCUUUUUGGCACCACUUGUCUUCAUGCUCUCUGUGGCAAUUGAAUAGGUACGUAAAACUAUGAUGCAUUUUAUGCAGAGAUGCCCUAGUUUGAAACUGCGAUCAUCCACGUCCUUUUUGAAAAGGAAGAAAACGGCA
Molecule: messenger RNA, 1204 nt
Organism: Gymnogyps californianus (California condor)
Lineage: Eukaryota; Metazoa; Chordata; Aves; Accipitriformes; Cathartidae
Gene: RNF166
Product: ring finger protein 166
Exons: 6
Coding region: 1-732 (243 amino acids)
Biological process (GO): ubiquitin-dependent protein catabolic process; protein polyubiquitination
Molecular function (GO): ubiquitin protein ligase activity
Source: RefSeq, a predicted model, not a curated record